UCCAUCACCAUCUCGCCUCACGCGUUGACGAUAGAAACGGAGAAUUGUACCCUUGACGACCACUCAUCAUUUAAUACUCUCCACCUUCGCACCCCGCCAUCAUGUCGACCCUCGAAGAGCUCGACGACCUCGAUCGUCAUGACAAGAACGACAAGAGAGAUGAUGGUGACAAGGACAAGGACAACAAGAAGCCCGCCGCCGACGGUGAUGCCGACAUGAAGGAUGCAGAGGAGGAAGAGGACAUCCUCGAUGAAGAGAUCCUGAACCUCAGCACCCAGGACAUCCAGACCCGCAAACGGCUGCUCGAGAACGACUCUAGGAUCAUGCGCAGCGAGCUGCAAAGGUUGACGCACGAGAAGGCCACCAUGGGGGAGAAGAUCAAGGAGAAUCUCGACAAGAUCGCCAACAACCGGCAAUUACCUUACCUGGUCGGCAACGUAGUCGAACUCCUCGAUCUCGACCCUACUGCCGAAUCCUCGGAAGAAGGUGCCAACAUCGACCUGGACGCCACCCGUGUGGGCAAGUCUGCAGUUAUCAAGACGUCCACGCGGCAAACCAUCUUCCUGCCGCUGAUCGGCCUGGUUGACCCCACGACCCUGAAGCCCGGUGACCUGAUUGGUGUCAACAAGGACUCGUACCUUAUUCUCGACACGCUGCCAGCCGAGUAUGAUAGCAGAGUCAAGGCUAUGGAGGUCGACGAGAAGCCGACGGAGAAGUACACAGAUGUCGGUGGUCUGGACAAGCAGAUCGAAGAGCUGGUCGAGGCCAUUGUCUGGCCGAUGAAGGAGGCGGAGCGGUUCAAAAAGAUCGGCAUCAAGGCGCCAAAGGGUGCUCUGAUGUACGGACCCCCCGGAACCGGAAAGACGCUUCUGGCCCGAGCCUGCGCGGCGCAAACCGAUGCCACGUUCCUCAAGCUUGCGGGCCCCCAGCUGGUACAGAUGUUCAUCGGUGACGGUGCCAAGCUCGUGCGCGAUUGCUUCGCUCUCGCCAAGGAGAAGGCGCCCGCCAUCAUUUUCAUCGACGAGUUGGACGCCGUCGGUACGAAGCGUUUCGACAGCGAGAAGAGCGGUGACAGAGAAGUGCAGAGAACCAUGCUUGAGCUCCUCAACCAGCUCGACGGUUUUGCGUCAGACGACCGCAUCAAGGUGUUGGCCGCCACGAACCGUGUCGACGUUUUGGACCCCGCUCUGCUCCGUUCAGGUCGUCUGGACCGAAAGAUCGAGUUCCCCCUGCCGAACGAGGAGGCUCGCGCCCAGAUUCUCAAGAUUCACUCUCGCAAGAUGAAGGUCGACACCGCCGUUAACUGGGGUGAGUUGGCCCGCAGUACGGACGAGUUCGGCGGUGCCAUGCUCAAGGCCGUAUGCGUGGAGGCUGGUAUGAUUGCGUUGCGUAUGGGCAAGAACAAGAUCAGCCACGAGCACUACGUGGAUGCCAUUGCCGAAGUACAGGCCAAGAAGAAGGACACUGUCAACUUUUACGCUUGAUCCAUUCGAAUGUCGGGUGAUGCCGCUGGGUUUCUGGGGUUAUUGCUUCUGGCGGGGAUGGGAAUGCAUAGAGGAGUCGAAUGCGAUAGACAACAACUUUGUACGAGUACCACGGACACUCAAGCGGCCCUAUAGGAAUGGAAAGCAGUGUUGGCAAGACCAGCAAACGACUUUUG
Messenger RNA from Colletotrichum navitas, 1660 nucleotides. RefSeq names its product 26S proteasome subunit P45 family protein. The record is from RefSeq and is a predicted model, not a curated record. The coding region runs from base 102 to 1484 and encodes 460 amino acids. Lineage: Eukaryota; Fungi; Ascomycota; Sordariomycetes; Glomerellales; Glomerellaceae. The transcript is spliced from 4 exons. Gene Ontology annotation, molecular function: ATP hydrolysis activity; ATP binding; proteasome-activating activity. Gene Ontology annotation, cellular component: proteasome regulatory particle, base subcomplex. Gene Ontology annotation, biological process: proteasome-mediated ubiquitin-dependent protein catabolic process.